AUGUACAGCUCGUUGUAUGAGUGGCGCGUGGUGUAUUGGAUCUACCCGCAGGAGCGCGUCAAAAACAACAGAAAGCAGGUCUCCUUCUCUAGUUUGAAGUAUGGUGACAGUACAGCGCAGCUAAAAGCGUGGGCGGUGAUUCGUUUUAUAAAUCAUUUUGGUUUUGUUCCGGCAGACAUAAAAAACCCCCCGCUGUCUUUGCCUCCUUGCUGCUCCUCCUGCUACCCCCAUUGUCUUAAGGAGCAUGUACUCAGCUGCAGCAACUGUAUAGAUCCACCCACUGAUAGACAUCUUAUACCCCCUCCUCCUGCUGCUGCUGCUGCUGCUGCUGCUGCUGCUGCAGCAAAUCCUGCUGCGGCGGUGGCAGCGGGAGCGGGGGCGGGGGCAGGAGGGGCUGCUGCUGCAGCUAGUGCUGUGCAACAGCCAUCUGCUGCUGCUGCUGCUGCUGCUGCUGCUGCUAACACACAGCAGCAGCAUCAUAGUAGUAACUCUAUCACCACGGCAUCAUGUGAUACAAUGAUUGCUGCUGCUGCUGCUGCUGCUGCUGCAGCUGCUGCAGCAGCAUCCGCAUCGGCUUCUCCUCUUGCUGCGCUCAAUGGUAUAGCUGCUACCAACAGCAGCAGCAGCAGCAGUAGUAGUAGCAGUAGUAGUAGUUGCUGCAGCAGCAGCAGCAGCAGCAGCAGCAUCGCGCGGCCCCGCAGUGCUGCAGCAGCAAACGCAUCACCAGCAGAAGCUGCUGCUGCUGCUGCUGCUCUUGCUGCUGAUUGCCACCCCAGCAGCUUUGCUGCUUCUCCUUCUCCCGACAGUUUCAAGGCAGCUUCUGCCUGGCUGAGAGAUCCUGCUGCUGCUGCAGCAGCAGCAGCAGCAGCAGCAGCAGCAGCAAGGAUGCCGCAGCAGCAGCACCUCAGGCCCUCACCAGGAGACACACCGCUCCUCUCCGAGGCCUCGCCAGAUGUGGGUAUUCUAGCAGCAGCAGGCAGCAGCAGCAGCAGCAGCAGCAGCAGCAGCAGCAGAUUUGAAUCGGUGUUAGCAGCAGCAGAUGCGGAUGUUGCUGCUGCUGCUGCUGCUGGCAGCUGCAUGCAAGGCCUCAAGUUUCAGCCGCUGCCUCCUGCUGCAGUUGCUGCUGCACCUCUUCCCUCAGAGAGUUUGUUUGCUGCUGCUGCUGCUGCUGCUGACAAAGGUGCUGCUGCUGCUUCUACCUAUGGCGGUGUCUUGGCGGGUGUGGGGCCUGCUCAUCCCCACACCGCAGCAGCAGCAGCACCAGCAGCAGCAGCAGCAGCAGCAGCAGCAGCAGCAACGUCUACUACCGAGGCGCGGCCAGGGCCCCCUGUGAAGCGCCAGAGGAUGGAGGAAUGUUUGCUGCAGCCGGAGCAGCAGCAGCAGCAGCAGCAGCAGCAGCAGCAGCAGCUUUCAGCAGCAAGAAAACGUCAGCAGCAGGAGACAGCGGGGGGAGAAGGUGUGAUGAGUAGCCCGGGUGAGUGGGGCUCUGCAAGCAGCAGAAACAGCAGCAACAACAGCAACAACAGCAGCAACAGCAGCAACAGCAGCAACAGCAGCAACAGCAGCAACAGCAGCAGCAUCCCCGGGCUUGUUGUUGGGGGCACGCUGCUGCCGCAGCAAACAGCAAAAGGCAGCAGCGGCGUGCAGCAGCCGCCGCUGCACCUUCCUUCGUUUCCGGGGGAUAUAAAGGCUGGGUUGCUGCAGCACAGCAGGCUGCAGCAGCAGCAGCAGCAGCAGCAGCAGCAGCAUCAAGCCGCAUACGCUCGACAGCAGCAAAGUCUGCUGCAGGGUAUGCGGCUCUCAAGACAGGAGAGCUGCAAUUCUGACCACCAGAGCCAGCAGCAGCAGCUGCAGCAGCUGCAGCAGCAGCAGCAGCAGCAGCAGCAGCAGCAGCUGUCGUGUGAGGAAGAAAGUGAAGGGGCCCUGCCGCAUGUAUACACUGCAUAUGCUGAGCAGCUGCUGCACGAAAUCCUAGCAGAGGCCCCGGGCCCCCACAAGGGAGAGGAUACCCCCCCGGAGCAGCAGCAGCAGCAGCAGCAGCAGCAGCAGCAACAGCAGCAGCAACCGCAGCAGCCGCAGCAACAGGAUUGUAAGGGGGAAAUCGACGAGCAGCAGCAGCAGCAGCAGCAGCAGCAGCAGCAGCAAACAUCUGCUGCAGAUAAUGGGGGGAGCCCAUCCGCACCAGCAUCUCCCCCAGUAUCAGCAGCUGCUCCAGCAGCAACAGCAGCAGCAGCAGCAACAGCAGCAGCAGCAGCAGCAGCAGCAGCAGCAACAAAUAGUGAUGCAGAUGUAGAAAGCAAGGCUGGCAGCAGCUGCAGCAGACGCCGGGGUGUACAUACACGAGCACUGACACGGGCGCUAACAAAUUCUCCUGCAGAGGGUUGUAUGUCUGGUGGUGAGUGCAGCAGCAGCAGCAGCAGCAGCAGCAGCAGCAGCAGCAGCAGCAGCAGUGGGAGCAGUGGGAGCAGUGGGAGCAACAGCAGCAACUGCAGCACGAGCAGCGGUAGCAGUAGUGGUAGUAGCCAGCUGCUGCAGCAGCAGCUUGGGAGCAGUGGGAGUAACAGCAGCAACUGCAGCACGAGCAGCGGUAGCAGUAGUGGUAGUAGCCAGCUGCUGCAGCAGCAGCUGCUGCGGUGGAGCCUAGCAGCAGCAGCAGGCAGCAACGAGGCCCUUUGGUGCUGCUCAAAUAGGGACCCGUUCCAGCUGCGGCAGGGAGCAGCAUACGGCAGCACGAGAGAUGCAGCAGCAGCAGCAAAGCGAAGAAAUAUGUUAACAAGACAAAUGCGGCGUCUCACUUCUGCUGCUGCUGCAGCAGGAACUGCAGCAGCAGCAGCAGAACCGCUGCUCUCUCUUAGUCGCUCAUCAGUAGCCCCAAUAGGUCCAACAGCAGCAGCAGCAGCAGCAGCAGCAGCAGCAACAGCUGUUUCUGUAUCUCGUGGCGAUCGUGAUAUUUACAUGCAUACACACGGCAGCAGCAGCAGCAACAGCAGCAGCAACAGCAUCAACUACUGCAGCAGCAGCAGCAGCAGCAGCAGCAGCAGCGGGGGCGCACUCAUUGGAUGCCGCUCACUAGGCCGCAGCAGGAAGCCCCCAGCCCGGCUGCUGUGGCUGGCGAGGAAGCAGCGGCUGCGGCAGCAGCGCGAAGCAGCAGCACGUGUACGUCUUGCUGCAGCAGACUUUGCUGCUGCUGCUCCUUUUGGUGUUGAUUCAAAAUCUCAGGCUGCUGUUGCUGCUGCUGCUGCUGCUGCUGCUGCUGAUGGUUUCUGCAGCGCAACUGCACCAGGUGCAUGCGGCGGCAGCAUCUGCCUAUACACCCCAGACCCUGAAACAGAAGCAGCAGCAGCAUACAGCAGCGACGAAUGCACCAACUGGCGGAGCUGGACGCGACACAGACACCGCAACUCAGCAGCAGCAAAAGCAGCAGCAGCAGCAGCAGCUGCUGCUGCUGCUGCUGCUGCUGCACCGCUCGGAAGCGUCGCGUAUGAGGCGCUACAAAUGCAGCUGCAGCAGCAGCAUAGGCAGCAUCAGCAGCAGCGCGCACAGCUGCUGCAGCACCACCACCAAAAACUCCUGCUGCAGCAGCAGCAGCAGCAGCAGCAGCAGCAGCAGCAGCAGCAGCGUCCCCGGGCGCCAGCACCACCAACUGACGUCGUGGCUUCCUGUGCUGCAGCAGCAGCAGCAGCAGCAGGAGCAGUAGCAGCAACAGCAAAAGGCUGUGUGCACCACCAAAAACUCCUGCUGCAGCAGCAGCAGCAGCAGCAGCAGCAGCAGCAGCGUCCCCCGGCGCCAGCACCACCAACUGACGUUGUGGCUUCCUGUGCUGCAGCAGCAGCAGCAGCAGCAGGAGCAAAGCAGCAGCAGCUUGCUGCAGCAGCAGUUGCUGCUGCUGCUGCAACGGCAUCAGCAGCAGCUGCGAAUGCAACCCCAGCCGGACCCGCGCCACAGCAGCAACAACAGCAGCAGCAUCAUCACGACCCCCAGAGGCUUAGACGGCAGCUGCAGCAGCUGCAGCAGAAUGAGCUGCAGAGGUUUCUGGUUUUGACUCAGCAGCAGCCGCUGCAGAAGCAGCAGCAGCUUGCUGCAGCAGCAGUUGCUGCUGCUGCUGCAACGGCUUCAGCAGCAGCUGCGAAUGCAACCCCAGCCGGACCCGCGCCACAGCAGCAACAACAGCAGCAGCAUCAGCAGCCGUCAGCAGCUACAGCAGCAGCAGCAGCUGCUGCUGCUGCUGCUGCUUGGCCGCAUGCAAACGCACUGAAGCCGACACAAGGCUACCCCUCUGGGUUUCUGCUGCAGCAGCUGCUGCAGUUCGAGUCGCAGCAGCGACGGCAGCAAGAAGCAGCAGAGGCCAGUGCAUGCUUAUCGUCGCAGCAGCAGCAGCAGCAACAGCAGCAGCAGCAGCUGCUGCAGCGACACCGGCAGCAGCUUCUCCAUCACAAGCUGCUGCUGCAGCAGGCCACAUGCAACCCGCAGCAGCUGCUGAUGCUCUCAGGCCGAGCUCAUUUGUAUGCGCAGGCAGCAGCAGCAGCAGUCAGCGAUGCAGCUGGAAACGAGCGCAUUGGUGACCAGCGGGACUUCCAGCAGCAGCAACAGCAGCAGCAGGAGGAACAGCAGCAGCAGCAGCAGCAGCAGCAGCAGCCACAGUCGCAGGAGCAACAGGAAGCGCAGCAGCAGCAGCAGCAGCAGCAGCAACAGCAGCAGAAGCCUUCCGUUUUGCUGCCGACAGCAGCAAAGCCGGCAGCAGCAGAAUGUUUUGUUGAACCGAAUAUACUGACUCCUGCUGCUGGUGCUGGUGCUGCAGCAACACCAGCAACUGCUGCUGCAGCAGCAUCUGAUACUGCUGCAGCAGGUGCUGCUGCUGCAGCAGCAGCAGCAGCUGCUGCUGCUGCUGCUGCUGCGAAGAAGCCAGAAGAGGCAGACGCAGCAGCACAGGGGGGGCAGGGCGGCUGCAGCUCAACAGCAACCACAUCCAGUGCAGCAGACCACACAGAUGACAGCAGAGCGAACGAGUUGCUGCUGCUGAAGCAGCAGCAGCAGCAGCAGCAGCAGCAGCAGCAACAGCAGCGAGAGGAGCAGCAAACUGCUGGCACGCAGGAGACGCAACAGACACCACCCGUUCAGGUGCAGACAGAGCAAGAGCAGCAACAGCCGCAGGAGCAGCAGCAACCCCUGCAGCAGCAGCAGCAGCAGCAGGAGGUGGUGGAGCCCCAGCAACAGCAGGAACCUCAGCAGCAGCAGCAGCAGCAGCAGGAGUCUCAGCAUACAGAGAGAAGAAAACCAGGAAGAAGUGCUGCUGCGGCCUGGGCUUGUCUCUCCUGCUACCACCUCAGCAUGAGGCGUAGCUCAGCAGCAGAGGAAACGAGGGGGAGAGGGAGAAGCAGCAAAAGUAUAUCUCUUGAGUCGGAGCAGCAAAGGAGCAGCAGCAUCGAUGCAGCAGAGCUCACAGCAGCAGCAGACUGCAUUUUUUAG
This is a messenger RNA of Eimeria mitis, 5466 nucleotides long. RefSeq lists its product as uncharacterized. Lineage: Eukaryota; Apicomplexa; Conoidasida; Eucoccidiorida; Eimeriidae. The record is from RefSeq and is a predicted model, not a curated record.